CUGGCGCGUGACAGCUGAGCUCCCCUCCUUUCUCUCUCCUUCGCUUGCCCUCCCCGCCACGGGGUGGCGGCGGCGGCGGCGGUUGAACUUGAACCACCGGCGGUGGUGAAUGAGUGACGCCGCCCCCGGAGGCCGCUGUUCGGGCGGGGGGCCCGCUUCCCCGCCAGCCGCAGCCCCCGUGGGGCGGCCGAGCCACCCCGCCGCACCUUCGGCGUAGAGGCUCCCUCGCUUUCCUUCUCCCGCCGCCCUUUCCUCACAGGGAGCGGAGGGGGGAGGCGCGGAGGGUAGAGGCCAGGCCCCCGCUCGGCAUGUCCGCGGUCGCCCCGCAGCCACCACCGCUUCGGGGAGCCGAGAAGAGCGCGGGGGCCCGGCUGCCCGAAGAGAGCUGCCAGGAGCGGCUCCUGCUCCCUGCCGGCCAAGCCGUGAGCCCGGCGGCCCGCCAGAGCGGCUUCGCUGAGGAGCAACAGCAGCAGGACGAGGACGAGGACAGCAACAAGGAGCGACGGGGCCCUCGCCAGCCAAAGCCUCCCGUGCUCGAGCCCAAGGAGAACCCCUGGACCCGCUGGAAACCGCCCCCCGCUCCCGCCGGCAGCCUGUCCCCCUCCAACGCCUCCGCCGGCAGCGAGUUUGCCUUACAGGACCCGGAGUUACAGAGUUCUGCUAAAGUCAUAAAAGCAGGAAAACUGAAGAUAAAGAAACCUGUCAAGGCUAAUGAUUUCAGUGAUGCAACAAACUGGCCAACACCAAGUGAAACAGCAAACUCUGAAAAUAAAAAAGCUCCAAUCAAGGAGAAGGAAGAGAAGAAUGAAAGGAAAAAUAACAAAAUCAAGGAAAACCUGGAAAUAAAGCCGGAUAUUCCUGGAGAAAAUAAUAGCGAAGAUGAGGCUCAUGCUAAUAAUCAGAGGAAAAAAGUUUUGUGUUUUACACUUGAAGGUAACAAGCACAAAUGGGUGCCGCUUAAUUUAGAUGAUAUGAAAUCAGAUGGCCAAGAUAGACCAUGGUCUCGGAACAAUUCAAGAUCUCAACUGGAAACUAACAAGCUUAUUCCUCACAACAAUAGACGCAAAGAGUCAAGAACUAGCUGGCGACGAGACAGGGAAAAACGAGAUGAUCAUGAUGAAGUCUCUAGUGUGAGAAGUGAAGGUGCUAGUGUUCGAGGAUUUUACAAAGGAAGAGGAAGGGGCAGAGGAAGAGGACGUGGAAGAGGAAACCCUCGAAUGAAUCAUGAACAUUCAUAUGGUCACCGAGAACAGUAUGGUGAAAGGACUGAUCAGCCAUUUCAGCCAGAUCUUAACACUAGCAUGAUGUAUUACUAUGAUGAUGGAACAGGGAUGCAGAUGUAUUCUGUGGAUGAAACGCUGCUUAAAGAGUACAUUAAGCGCCAAAUUGAGUAUUAUUUCAGUGUGGAAAAUUUGGAAAGAGACUUCUUCUUGAGGAGAAAGAUGGAUCAGCAAGGAUUCUUACCUAUUUCUUUGAUUGCCAGCUUCCACCGUGUUCAGGCUCUCACUACAAAUGUUAAUCUAAUCUUAGAGGCCUUAAAAGACAGUACAGAAAUAGAAAUAGUAGAGCAGAAGAUGAGGAAGAGGAUAGAACCAGAAAAGUGGCCUAUUCCAGGCCCUUCUCCAAGGAGCCUUCCUCAAACAGACUUUUCGCAACUUAUUAAUUGUCCGGAGUUCAUACCAGGCAAAGCUUUUGGUUCACACACUGAAUCUGCUCCAAGCUCUCCAAGAAUGGGAAGUCAGAGUAUUAAGAAAAACACAGAAAUAAGUAAUCUUCAAACACUGUCUAAAGGAUUGUCUACCAGCUUGCCAGAUCUGGACUCUGGACCUUGGAUAGAAGUUAAAAAAAGACAUCGCCCAUCACCAGUUAAGCCAAAGGAACCUGUGCCUAUACUUGAGGAAAUGUCAGGUCAGCAGCAACCACUGCCACGAGAAGAACAAGAACAGGAGGAGCUUGACUUUUUGUUUGAUGAAGAGAUGGCACAAAUAGAAGGCCGCAAAAACACCUUUACAGAAUGGUCAGAUAGUGAUUCAGAUUAUGAAAUAGAUGAUCAGGACUUGAAUAAGAUUUUGAUUGUAACACAGACACCACCAUAUAUGAGAAAACAUCCUGGGGGAGAUCGCACGGGUAACCAUGUAUCUCGGGCAAAAAUCACAUCUGAACUUGCCAAAGUCAUUAAUGAUGGCUUAUACUACUAUGAACAGGAUUUGUGGAUGGAGCAGAGUGAGAAUGAUUCUCUUGCUUUGAAGGAAGUUGAAAACUUUAAGAAAUUAAAUCUUAUAAGUAAAGAAGAAUUUGACAAUCUCACCCCUGACCAUAUAAUUGAUCCAAAUCAAGAAGUCCCUCCAGGUCCUCCAACAUCUCAACAAGAUUUAACUGAGGAGAUGGCUUGUAAGUUGUUUGGGAUUCAAGAUGUACCUCCAACAACAGCUCGCUCACUGCCCACCGCUGUCCCUGAAUCUCCUAGAAUCUGUCCUUCCAGAACACCAAAAACUCCUCGUACACCAAGACUACAAGAUCCCAACAAAACACCUAGAUUCUAUCCUGUGGUUAAAGAAUCAAGAUCCAUUGAUGCGAAGACACGAAGGAAAAGAAAAACACGUCACAGUACAAACCCUCCACUAGAAAGUCAUGUUGGCUGGGUAAUGGAUUCCAAGGAUCACAGGCCAAGAACAUCUUCUAUAAGCAGUUUAAAUGCAUCACCCUCUGAAGGUGCACCACUAUCUGGAAGCUAUGGAUAUACCCCUCAUUCACUUCCCAAAUUUCAGCACCCUUCUCAUGAACUUCUAAAAGAAAAUGGAUUUACACAGCAAGUAUACCACAAGUAUCGCCGUAGAUGCCUAAAUGAAAGGAAACGGUUGGGAAUUGGUCAGUCUCAAGAAAUGAACACACUUUUUCGCUUCUGGUCUUUUUUCCUUAGAGACCAUUUUAAUAAGAAAAUGUAUGAGGAGUUCAGACAACUUGCUCUAGAUGAUGCAAAAGAACACUACAGAUAUGGUCUGGAAUGUUUGUUCCGGUUUUACAGCUAUGGAUUGGAGAAAAAAUUCAGGCAAGAGAUCUUCAGAGAUUUCCAAGAAGAAACUAAAAGAGACUAUGAAUCUGGUCAGCUAUAUGGACUUGAAAAAUUUUGGGCCUAUCUAAAAUAUUCACAAUCUAAGACUCCACCUGUUGAUGCCAAACUUCAGGAAUAUCUCUGUAACUUUAAAAGAUUGGAAGACUUCAGAGUUGAUCCUCCUAUUGGUGAAGAAUUGGGGAGGAAAAGGCAUUCAACUGGUGAGGAGAAUGAUCAUCAUCGACAUCAGACCAAUUCUUCCAAAAUCCUUGCUGGUAAUUCCACAGCUGCCUCUCAGGCUCGAGUCCCAAUAAACUUUCCCACUGCAAAUACUGUACAGGAGUUGAGUAACAGCAUAUACCAGAACAAUACUGCCACAAAAUCAAGAAGUGACAUAGCUGAGCAAUAGACUCUCAGUAAGCUUGAACCUUGAGAUCAACUCCUAAUGCCAGUAUUUUAGCUCAAAGAUCUUCAGGGAGAGCUAUUUUAAAGCUUGAUUAAAACAAAUGUAUAGGAAAACAAAGGAUUGCAUUUGCUUUCUCACAGAAUUAAGUACUUGCCCCUAAUCAAUUGUACUGGGCUUUGGGAUCAUCUAAGAGAACCUAAGGAAAUAUCUUGGUCUUAGUGGUGCUUUUCCUGACCUACUGUUUACAGAAACUCCAUUCCAGUACAAUACACACAGAUAUUUGGGAUGCCUUACAUUUCAGCUCAUACUUCUUCAAGAAGUUAUGAGGUACUUUUGCAAUGUAAAGCCUUUUCUUUUCAUUCGAAGUUUCCAUUAUUUUUACUUGUAAAAUCCAAAAAGAGAGGACAUAUUUUUUAAAAUAUAGAGAGGAUUUAAUUUGGUAAAUGCAUAUAUAACUACAUCUCUUUUGUUUUUGUAACAUGCACACUCCACAAUGUAUAGGAUUGUGCACAUUUCUUGGGUGAUGAAUUCCAUUCAGUUAUUUUGCUGUCUGGUUUUUUUAUUUUCAGGACCUCUUUAAUUUUGGGCUGCGUGGGGAGUUUUGCAUUAUGCAUCAGUCUAUUUGGUUUGCAGGAAGUUUUCUUUUAUGCUGGUUCUUAUUUGUACUUGAGCAAAAUAGAUUAGAGGGAAAGGGUAAAUUAUAACUGCAUUGUCACAAAUUUAAUAAAUUACUGUUUGAGAAGGCAAAUAAAAUGGUAGAUAGCUCUCUAAUCACCCUCCAGUUAACAGGGGUACUUGCAUUUUCCAUUCAAUUUCUCUUUUCCAUAUAAGUAACUCAUACUGCAAGAAGGAUAAUUUUAAAGUAUAUAAUUAUAAUUUUAAUAUUUGACACAGUUUCAAAUGGAAUUUUUAAAAAUCUAGCACUCUUAUAAAAAAUGUCAGUGCCAGAAUGAGUGUGAAUGAAGCUAAAUAUUAUCAUCUGCUAUCCAAGACCAACUGACUUUAAAUUGGUCAAGACAUCACUUUCCUUAAAUGUAAAUCUUUCAAAAAGUUUGUGUUGGGGGGUGGAAGAUAACUGGAUAUAUCACCUGUAAUUUCUUAAUAGUUUCAGUUAUUGAGAUUUUAAAAUGCUUAGACUAAGGAAAUGGAAUGCCUCCAUAACACCGAAGGAGCAGUAGGAAUAGUUGUAUUUGUACUGUAUACAGCAAGCCAGUGAAAAAUAGCAACCUUCAGGUAACUUUCUACAAUCCUAACACUGUUUGCCUUACUGGGAGAGAGCCUAAGUGACCCAACAUUAAUUUUAAUGAAUUUCUAUGGCAGAUAUAGUUGCAAUCCAUUACAUUUUUCUGUGAUGCUGCCUUGUGUAACUGAACAAUUAUGAAUCUGUGCAUAUUUGCAUUUGAGUGUCUGGAUUUCCCAGUAAUUUAUACACUCACAUUAGCCUUUUAGAACGGCUCUGUUUUGAAAUUAAACUAGGAAUUAAUGACACACAUUUUAUAUAGCAUCUUUUCUGAAGUUAUACAUCUCAAACCUGUGUUCAGUCUAUGCCACCUCCUCUGUGAAAAUGAUGCAAUUGUAAAUUUGGAUUUGAACUGUAUAUAAAAGAAAUAUAUUUACUUUCAUUUCUUUGAAUGAAAUGUGUUGCAUAUUUAGCAUUUAGUAUGUAUAAUUUGUGGUAUAUUUGCAGAUUUUAUAAAAACACAAAAAUCAUGUAGUGUAUGGUUUUUAAGAAAUUUUC
This is a messenger RNA of Eublepharis macularius, 5196 nucleotides long. It is a transcript of the gene LARP1B, whose product is annotated as La ribonucleoprotein 1B. Lineage: Eukaryota; Metazoa; Chordata; Lepidosauria; Squamata; Eublepharidae. Gene Ontology annotation, biological process: positive regulation of translation; mRNA stabilization. Gene Ontology annotation, cellular component: cytosol; cytoplasmic stress granule. Bases 309 to 3461 code for a protein of 1050 amino acids. Gene Ontology annotation, molecular function: RNA cap binding. The record is from RefSeq and is a predicted model, not a curated record. The transcript is spliced from 19 exons.